AUGGGUAAAAGGUAUCACUGUGAAUAUUGUAACCGAUCCUUCGCUGAUACUCUGCAUACGAGAAAAAAUCAUAUCAAUGGCGUGCAACACAAGCGAAAUCGUAAGCUUCACUAUGAUUCAUUCAAAGGUAGGAAAAAGCGAUAUGUCACUUGUUUACUUCCAAUCCAUGUAGACUGUUUUUUGCUCAUCAUGAAUUUUGUCCACUUUCAUGUAGAUCCUGCAGUUCUCUUGGCUGAGGAAACAAGUAAACCACCCUGUCGGAAAUUUUUUGCUACUGGUGAGCUAGUUAUAUGUCUGUGGGAUUAAGAUCACAAUGAAAGGCAAGGAUUUGAUCAGUUCUUGCUUCGUUUGAAGCAAGAACCAAACAAGAGGGGUUUACUCGGGUGAAUAAGAGGAAUAGGAUAUCUGGACCAUUGUUAAGGUUUAACCCUUAAACUCCCUAGAUCUGAUUGUUAAUUCUCCCCUCUAGCUGCUACACAUUUCCUUGUAAAUUAUUUACAAGAAUUAGGUGUUACAUCAAGAUGACAACUUCUACCUAAUAAGUUUGAGUAUCCUCAUUACCUGUUUGCUGGUUAAUGUAAAGAUAUUAUUGGUAGAAGUUGUAUAUUGAUCACUAGUGGGAGUUAAAGGGUUAAGACAAGACAUGAUGCAGAAGUGUAUAUUAAACAGUAAAGUUGAAUGAAAUGCAGUGCAGCUCAAAGAUAAGGGGACCAAAAUAUACCUGUCAGACUCAUAUAAUAUAUAGAUUUAGCCAAGCCUAAAAGUGGAGCUUGCAUUUUUUUUUCCUGCACAUCUCAAGGGCACAACGCUUUGCCCUGGCCAGGACUAGAACCCGGGUCGUCCAACUCGAAGCCCAGUGCACUGACCACUGGACUACUGAACAAAGCCAUGGCGUUGGUGUGCCCGUGGUACAGUUGACCACGCAUGUUAAAAGUAGCACCUUGUGCAGUCAUACAGUUGUACGUACAUCCAAAUUUUUUUGGCUUGAUGGGUUACUACUACUUUGUAUAAUUAUGGGGCUGCGCUCUGCAAGCUCCACUAUAAUGAGUCUAACAUUAGAUGCUGAUAUUUUGAGCAUCAUCCCUUUGUCAUUUGCUCUGAUGAAGGGCCAAUAUUCAAAAUGUCAGCUUUAAAAUCUUUAGGGUGGCCAAUUUACAUUAUCAACAAAGUUAAUAUUACUAAAUGAUCCUAAUAUACUCUCCUACCAAUGCAGCACAACAGUUUCUUUAGAAACUUACCCCCCUUUAUAACAUGUGUCUGCCUAAUUUAAAUGUAGGAGGAAGCUGAUUUUUUUCUUUAUUGUGGAAUGGUCAUUGUACAUUUGCUUUAAGAACUGGUGGUUGAAUUGCACAGAAUGUCUGUACAUGUAACAAGAGUAGUCCAUGUUACUAAAAACUUCAUAAAUUGAUUAUUUAUUACUGAACUUUACAACAUAAUGUAAUUAAUUUACUUCUGUAGGAACAUGUGGAUUUGGUGCUAAUUGCUGGUAUUCUCAUACAAGCCCACAGAUGUUGUUAGCAACUCAAGAAGCAAGUAAGGAUAAAGUUAUUCAUACAUUUUAUACCUAGAUUAGGGCUGUAGACAGGUUUUAAACAAGCAGGCGCAAAAAUGUAUAUUAUCAUUUGAUGUAAUUUUCAUUCUGUUUAAUUUGGGUUCAAGUAAUAGUCUGUUUGUGUUUAACCCUUUUAUGUGAAUAAAAUCUAAUUUCUCCUUGCAAUAUCUCUUCUGAAUCAUACAUGAAGGUCUCAAGAAUGAAGGAAAUGAUCACCAACUAAAGAAGCUCUUGAUUGAUAACCAAAUUCUCCUAGUUAGCACCUUAAGAAAUGUAUGAUGAACAGUAUGGAGAAUAUUCAUACUGAUAUUAUGGUGUAAAGGGUUAAAACUUCUUAAUCAUGCUUUGUUACAAAUGUAACAAUGUAUCUGGAGGUUUCAUCCCAUUGCAAGUUUGUCCCUUUCCAUCUUUGCAAGUUCAUUCCCUGAAGUAUGUGAAGUUGCUCCCACCUUUUUCAGUUGGCCCUCAAAUGUUUUACUGUGUUCCCAAUAGCAGAACAGUUCCUUUUCUUUUGGUAUCUCGAUGGGAGACUGUUUAAAUUCAAAUAUGGAUGGAAUUGUGCUUUUUGUGGUUUGUUGCCAAGAAUUUGUUCUCAUGGUGGUGACAUUUAGGGAUCAUUUGGGAUUUAGUUGUUUGGUAGGUUGACAUUGCAUGUGCUCAACAGGCAAGUCUCUCUGAGGGAUGGGCUUCCUUUUUAGGACCUUUGAUGAUAGACUUUUGACUUUUCCACUUUCGCCUUACAUAUAGUUACCUAAGAAUUUGUGUAUUUGAGUAGCUUUUUUUUGAAGUUGCAUUUACUAGGCAGAAUAUUUGUUUAUUAGGCUUAGGUAGAAAAACACCAGACCAGUCACAGGCAGGUCAACCUCAGGCAACACUUAAAGAGUGGCUGGAGAAGUACAACAAAAAGCAAAAAAAGGUUGAAUGUAAAGAUGCACCAGGGAAAUCUGCUUCACAGUCAAGUUACACCUUACCACCAGGUCUUCCUCCUCUACAGCUACUGCCUCCUUCAUUGUUACCACCACCUCCUGGAGGGUACCCUGAACUCCCAAGAGAAGAGUGGGGUUAAUUGUUGCUUGACAUAUGGGAUUUUUCAUGCUUGGGUACCUCAAUCAAACCGCUGCUGUCAUCUUUUGAUCACCCCCAUUAUCAUUCGAGAGGUCUAUGAUAUUCAAAGGUUGAGUACAUUUACACAGAGGGCUACUUGCAUCCAUAAUCAUUGUCAUUAUCCAUCAGUGACGCACUCAGCUGUGCCUCGUGUGUCACUUUUUUGUUCUUUCCACAUCUUGAUGUCAUCUGUGAUCUAUUACUGAACAGACACACGGCAACUUUGAAUCUAUUUGUUAAAUAGAUUAAGAUCCUCUUUAUAUUCACUGAUCAGUUGUGUGAGUUCAGAUGAUGUUUAGGUACGUAUAAGACAAUGUUCAUUGGGAAAAAGGAAGGAAGAACCUUGAAGAAAACAUAAGAGUUCAUUUUGUAUUGAUAUGAUGAUCAUGAAUCAAGAAGCUAGCCUGCAAUAAGACUGUGGCUGAUGUAAAUGAGAACUUCUUACAAUAUUUUAAGUAAGACCAGUUGGAGCAAUCAUUAAAUUUAUGUCUCAAUGAAUCAAAUGAAG
Pocillopora meandrina is the source of this 3164-nucleotide messenger RNA. Lineage: Eukaryota; Metazoa; Cnidaria; Anthozoa; Scleractinia; Pocilloporidae. The record is from the annotation of a GenBank genome assembly.